AUGCCCUCAAUCAACUUUCUCAACCGCCGUGCGGAGUGGGUUUUUAUUGCGACAACCACGACCUUUGCCCUCUCAACCCUCUUCGUUGCAGGGAGGCUCAUUAGCCGCUUCUUUAUUCUCAGGCAUAGAACCGCGGAUGACUGGUGGAUGAUAUUGGCUUGGUUUCUCGCUUUCGGCCUGUCUUUCUCUAUCGAUUAUAGUACUACGAAAGGAUUAGGGCGACACGAUAAUAAUAUUUCGACGUCAGAUGCACUUUCCUUGCGAAGAUGCGAAUAUGCGUUCACUAUUCUCUAUAAUCCAGCCUUGAUGGCAACUAAAACCUCUAUCCUAGUACUCUAUCUCCGCCUAUCGAAAAACAGCCAGCGUGUGCUCCGGUACGCCUCAUAUGCGACGUUGGGGGUGGUCAAUGUAGCUGGAGUAGUGUUGACCUUUAUGAACGCUUUUCAAUGCAGACCUGUUACUGCAGCAUAUAAACCCUCGGAAAGUGCGCAGGAAUGUAUAUCUAUCGUUACGCUAUACUUAUGCUCAGCUCCUGUCAACAUCAUUACGGAUCUUGCCAUUCUGGCGCUCCCAAUACCUGUCCUCACAGGAAUGCGGCUGCCGCAGAGGCAGAAGACCAUUCUUGUUCUGACCUUUGCACUGGGUAUCUUCGUUACAAUCGUUGACGUCCUUAGGAUAUAUUACCUUCAGGAUGCUAUAUCUAGUCAGGUUAAGGGGACUGGAAGGUUGGGCACCUCGCCGAACUUUGCAUGGAACGUUAGCACCGCACUUGUUUGGUCUACUGUCGAGGUAAAUGUUGGAAUUAUAUGCGGCUGCGUGCCCACACUGAAACCUCUUAUCAAACGCAUCCUACCGGCAAUGAUUACUUCCAAGUAUGGCACCAGCAAAAGCGGUUCCAUGUCUUCUCAACGCCACAAUGAACUUCACCAGGGUGCGUCCAUUCCCGAACCAGAAUCGGGAAUCCAACCACCGUCUCGGGCGCAAAUCCCGAGUCGUCAGGAAGCCGAGAUGGCCAUGAUGGAUUUCUUAACUGUCCCCGAAACGAUGCCAGAUAUAACACGGCCCCGGUCUCCCUAUGAACAGGAACCUCAAAAUGCCGUUUACUUUGGCUUUGUCAAUAUGCAGGUACCUAAGAGCAUGCUGAAAACUAAGGGUAUGGACUCGUUCAAGUACUGCGCCACGGUCACAAUUCUGUUCUUCCUUUGGGGUUUCUCCUAUGGGCUACUAAACACCCUGAACAGCGAGAUCUCCAAAAUUGCCGAUCACACUACCAGCCAGACUCUGGGCCUCAGUACAGCGUAUUUUGGGGCCUACUUUUUUGGGGCGAUGACAGUUGGGCAAUGGACUCUUCGGCAUGGUGGCUUUAAGGCAACUUUCAUUAGUGGCUUAUGUAUAUAUGGCACAGGGACGUUGAUGUUUUGGCCCUCGGCGGUAUUGACUUCCUUCCCUGGUUUCCUCAUCUCAAAUAUUGUCGUUGGAUUCGGUUUAUCGGUACUCGAAACUGCUGCGAACCCAUUCCUUGCACUUUGUGGACCGAUACAGUACGCCGAGUUACGAUUACUCCUCGCACAGGGCGUCCAGGCGAUCGCGACUAUCCUCAGCCAGCUUCUAGCGGAAAGAGCUCUAUUCAGUAGUAUCUAUAGCAGCCCCAGUUUGAUCGAUGUACAGUGGACCUACCUUGCGAUCACACUCUUCACCGUUGCCCUUGCGCUAUUCUUCUACUACAUGCCCCUUCCCGAGGCCGACGAUGCCGAAUUGCAAAUGCAGGCCGAUGAUCUCGGAAUCUACUCUUCAGAGACCUUCUUCGGCACCUGUCUUCGUCUAAUCUACAUGACCCUCGGCCUCGCUAUUUUUGCACAGUUCUGUUAUGUCGCUGCCCAAGAAUGCAUGUCUGUAUGGUUUACCGAAAUGCUCACUGAAAUAUCUCCCGCGUCAAGUCUAGCCGUCCUGCCUAAUAACUACGUUCUCAUUGGGCAUACCACCUUCGCACUGGGCCGCCUCUUCUUUGUCCCUCUAUGUCUAUUGGUCCCGCCCCGUAUCCUGCUUCUCGUCGCCUUCAUUGGAUGCCUCGUCUGCUCUAGCCUCACAAUGGCACUGGAUGUCUCCGCAAACCGAAUCGCGGUACCUUCCUUAUUAUUCUUCUUCUUCGAAGGUCCAAUCUGGCCACUGAUAUUCGCAAUUGGCCUGCGGGGCCUAGGGGGCAAGACUAAAUUUGGCGCCGGCUGCCUCACAGCAGCUGCAAGCGGCGGUGGCAUAUUUCCAUUUGUUAUGUACGCCGUGCAGCAGAUCCAAAACAAGAGCAUUCAAUACAGCUACUGUGUUAUCAUUGCAUUAUUUGCAUUCGGCAUGCUCUUACCCCUCUACUUGAAUUUUGUCCCCAAUGCAAGAGCACAAGUCGACCCUUAUAAGGGUGCGCCUGGGACACGCACUCGGAAGUUGAGUCGCCCGUUCCAUAUUCUUUCUAAGCAGGUCAGCUCUGCCACCAAAACCUUUUGGCUGCAGACUUCCAAAGCGGAGGGAUAG
Molecule: messenger RNA, 2523 nt
Organism: Venustampulla echinocandica
Lineage: Eukaryota; Fungi; Ascomycota; Leotiomycetes; Helotiales; Pleuroascaceae
Product: MFS general substrate transporter
Exons: 3
Coding region: 1-2523 (840 amino acids)
Source: RefSeq, a predicted model, not a curated record